Parastagonospora nodorum SN15 is the source of this 444-nucleotide messenger RNA. RefSeq lists its product as hypothetical. Bases 1 to 444 code for a protein of 147 amino acids. The record is from RefSeq and is a predicted model, not a curated record. Lineage: Eukaryota; Fungi; Ascomycota; Dothideomycetes; Pleosporales; Phaeosphaeriaceae. The transcript has 2 exons.
AUGCCAUCAACAUUCACACCCGGCAAAUCCGUCAUCUCCCUAAUUGCCCUUAUCACCACAAUCGCGCCCUACCUCGCAGACUGGAACGAAACACACAUCUACAACCCCAACUGGCCCCCGCACGCACGCUACCACAACGGGCAAACAAUGUCAAUGGGUCUCUUCACUGGUCUAAUUACGCUCUACGUUCUGCAUUUCUCACGCUCUACAUUUUCGCCGGAUGUGCAAAUCGCGAAUCUGACUUGGAUAUGCGUGCUGCAUACCGUGUACUACGGGUCGAGUCUGAGUGGCAUUUUGUACCCUGGGGCGCAGUGGAUGGAUCCAGAGUUCGGCGAGGGGUCACCGCAACUCUAUGGGUUUCCUGUAUUGAUUGGGAUUGUGUGGAUAGGAUGGGCGCUGGAAAAAGGGAGGAUCGCAAGAGUGAGCAGCUUGAAGGAGACGUAG